AUGGCAAACAUCUUCGCAAAGUAUCCAGAAGUAGUCCUGAUAGAUAGUGCUUACAACACAAACAACCUGAACAUGCCAUUAUUCACCAUCUGCGUGAUGGAUGGAAAUGGCAUUGGUCAGCCUGUAGCCUACGUGCUGCUAAGUGAUGAAACACAGGCAUCCCUGUCUAGGGCACUGCGCAUAUUCAAGGAGAGCAAUGCCCACCACACCCACGUGAAGACAGUGGUGAUGGACAAAGAUCCAUCAGAAAUUGCAGCCGUUUCUGAGGAGCUUCCCGAAGCCAAGGUAGUAAUCUGCCUUUUCCACGCCAUCAGAGCUCUACACCAGGCUGCCAGCAAACACGUUAAGGACAGAGAUGUCUUUGAACAGGUCAUCAAGCUGAUCAACACCUUAGCCUAUUCACUUGAUGAAAAGAGCUAUGAUGACGCAUAUGCUGAGUUGCUGAUGCUGGAAGGAGCCAGUGAGUUUGCGAGAAAGAAAGCAGCCCUGGAACUGUUUGAUCUGUCCCUGGUGGCUAAACGAUGGUUAAAGGAUGCCCUGCCUCGUCCUGAAAUGGGCGUGAUCCCAAGACCACCUUCCAUCACAUGCAGGACUUUGGCACAACCUACUCGACCUGUAUCAAGGAUCUCAAAGUACAAAGCAGCAUUAGCUAUCUCCCAAGAGCUUGCCAAUGUCAUUUCCACGAGUGGCCAGGAAGAGUACCACAACCGUGUAGAGCAGCUAAAGUACAUGCUGAAUUGUUAUAAAGCCAACACAGCUGUGGCAACAGUCCCAUUGGUAGAUUCAGUAGAAGUACCUCCAGAACAUGAUGGUGUAAGGAGCAGUGCACCUGAGACAACAACAGCACGGCCAGCCUCACAUACAGGUGGAAGUCCUACAGCUGAUGGUGGAAGGAGCAGUGCACCUGAGACAACAACAGCACGGCCUGCCUCACAUACAGAAGAAACACAUGCAGAGCAUCAUCAGAGAAGGAGCAGUGCACUCCAGGCAUUGAAAACCAUGAAACUUCCUGUUGCGGUAAAGGUGAAAGGGAGGCCAAAAGGUUGUAGAAACAGCCUGAACAUAAGGUGCAAAAAGAUGAAAACAGGAGAUAAAAAGCCUACUGUUGCAAAGGCCUCACUCUUGGGAGAAAGUCCUACAGGUAAUGGUGUAAGGAGCAGUGCACCUGAGACAGCAACAGCACGGCCUGCCUCACUGACAGGUGAAAGUCCUACAAAACGUGUACUACAAAUAUCUCCAGACAACGUACAUGACGUAGUUCAGUCAGCACUGAGGCCAACUCCAGCAAAUGAGAAACUAGUGGAGGGGUUUGACAUGUGGAUUACCAGGAAGGACAUGCACACACUGGAUGGAUACAACUGGCUGACUGACAAAGUCAUAGACUUCUACUUCAAACUGAUUGAGGAAAGAGGAAAGAGACAGGGCAACCUUAAAGUCUUUGCCUUCAGCAUCCACUUCUUCAACCUGCUGACACGAGAUGGGAUCAAUGAACACACCAUGAAGUGGGCGGAGAAAGUGGACCUGUUUUCCAUGGACCUGGUUCUCAUCCCAUUGCAUCUUCCGACAAAGAUGCACUGGGUCUUGAUGAUCAUCGACAUGCGGACUAAGAGCAUGUCAUACUAUGAUUCAAUGGGAGGUGAUAACGAGCAUGCCUUCAAUGUCCUCAGGGACUACCUCGUGGCAGAAAGCAGAAAGAAGGGAAGUGAGAUGAACCUGUCAGAAUGGACAGCAUGUUAUCCUAAGGACCCUCCACGGCAGCAAAAUGGGAGUGACUGCGGAGUGUUUGUUUGCAGAUAUGCUGAAUAUGUCAGCAGAGGUGCGACAAUUGAUUUCAGCCAGGAGGACAUGAGGGUCUGGAGGAUGAGGAUGGUGCUGGAAAUCCUCAUGAAGGACUUACUUGACAAUAAGAUGGACCUAAAGACUACAAGGCGCAACCUGGAGGAGCGCAUUGUUGGAUAUAUCAAAACCAAACAGGAUGCCGAGCAACAUCUAGCUGGCAUCUACAGUGGAAGUAUCGCAUCCACAAGGCACGAGACCUUCAACCAUAGAAGGAAGGCAGUUCGGAACAAGUUAGAAUGGCAGGGCACAGGGUACAUCACCAGUGAUGAUCUGCAUGAAGAGCUGUUUCAAGUUUUAACGCAAAUGCAUCUGCGUUGGGAAACAAGGAACUUUAUUGACACAAAAUAUGUGGCACUUGUCCUGAUGCCAGAGGCAAUUGUGUAUGGCCUCCACAAGGUGGAAGCCAUCAGCCUUGAGGAAGCUGAGAAACAGAUGGACAAAGGACCAGAGCGGGCUCCGGAUGAGGUGUGGUACAAGAACUAGCUGUGCACACCGACACCUUGGUGGCAGACAAUUUAAUGGCCCCCCAAGUCAAGAGUUGCACAUAGUUGUUCUCAAACCAUAUACAUUCUUGUACAUGUUCGAAUAUAACUUCCUUCCUCUCUACCACACGUCAUGCUGCGAUGAGUUUACUUUUUAUCAUACUUUUCCAACUGGUUUGCCAGUGUCACUGACAAAAGAUGCUACCUGAUGUCUGACCGUUUCCAAAAUCGCUGUUGCUUGAGUAACUGCU
Molecule: messenger RNA, 2572 nt
Organism: Branchiostoma belcheri (Belcher's lancelet)
Lineage: Eukaryota; Metazoa; Chordata; Leptocardii; Amphioxiformes; Branchiostomatidae
Exons: 13
Coding region: 1-2322 (773 amino acids)
Biological process (GO): protein desumoylation
Cellular component (GO): nucleus
Molecular function (GO): deSUMOylase activity
Source: RefSeq, a predicted model, not a curated record